AUGCGCGGUCUAAGCAGAUUUGCAAAGGAAAAAACACUACACACGCACAGGCUCGCCUCCUCUCCCUCUCACCCACGAAGUCACCGCCGCCUCCGCCGCCGCCCACGUCGGCCGAUUCCGGCGAUCUCCGGCACCGCGCAGCACGCCCUCGAGAUCCCCACGAUCCGCGCCUCCCUUCCCUCCGGCCAGAUUCUCCGCUCCCGGCCUCUAUUGCAAGCUCGCAACCCCACCCCCGUGGCUAGGGUUUCGGGCAGGGCUUCACCGGCAUGUCUCCGGCGACCCCAGAUGCAUAUGGAGCACGCCGUGGGAUUUUCCCAUCCACCACGGUCGCCGUCGUCAAGGGCUUCUUCACGGAUUUGGAACGCCAUGGACCUGCAGCUCCUCAAGGUAGAAAAUUCAUCAUUUUAGUGUCCAUCUGAAGAAUCACAUGGUGAUAGGAAUAAGGACUAUGGAUGGCAUGUUGGUAGGAAUCUGAGAUGAUAAAAAAUAGUACUCAUCCAACUGCUAACUGAAUGUGCUGGAAAUUAGCUCAUAGUGACACAUAUAUUAUUACUGGGUCAGUACUGUCCUAGACUUGCAUAUUCAGAAUUAAUGCAUCUCACACAGUAGUGCCAUUUGUCGACACACGAUAUGAUAUAUGGAUAAAACCAUGAAAGUGUAUAUGAAACUGUAUAAUCUGGCACUUUGUUUCAGGCCUCCAGCAAUGUGAUGUCCUUUUUAUGUUAUCAUGGCAUACUAGAUAAUUAAAUGACGAUUCUUUGAUAAUGUCUCCAUAU
Messenger RNA from Triticum aestivum (bread wheat), 776 nucleotides. RefSeq lists its product as uncharacterized. The transcript is spliced from 3 exons. Lineage: Eukaryota; Viridiplantae; Streptophyta; Magnoliopsida; Poales; Poaceae. The coding region runs from base 1 to 408 and encodes 135 amino acids. The record is from RefSeq and is a predicted model, not a curated record.